UAGAGGAGGAGGAGCCGCUGUGGGGUGAUGGGGCGUUGCAAGUUGCGUUGCGUUCCAGCUGCAAUUGCGUUGCAUUGCAGGCUGCAAGGGAGGAAGAUUGGUUGGCUUAAGGCCGUAGCAGAAGGCAAAAGAUGGAUGUUGAAAAUCCCCUCAAGGAAAAAGUCCUCAUUACAGGAGGAAGCGGUUACUUUGGUUUCCGUCUAGGUGUGGCUCUUACCAAGAAGAACGUGGAUGUCAUUCUGUUCGAUGUCUCAAAACCCAUCCAGGAGAUGCCCGAAGGAGUCGUGUUUGUGCAGGGCGACGUCCGGGUCCCCUCUGAGGUGGAAGGUGCUCUCCGGGGUGUCACCUGCGUCUUCCACAUUGCUUCGUACGGCAUGUCCGGCCGGGAGCAGUUGAACCGGAAACGUAUCGAAAACAUCAACGUGAGAGGCACCGAGAACGUCAUCCAAGCUUGCAGGGAAAUGGGAGUCCCAAAGCUCGUUUACACGAGCACGUACAAUGUAGUCUUUGGGGGUCAGGUAAUAGAAAAUGGGGAUGAGUCUUUGCCUUAUCUACCUCUCCAUCUGCACCCCGACCAUUAUUCAAGGACCAAAGCCUUAGCAGAGAUGAAGGUUCUGAAGGCCAACGGGAUGGUGCUCGGGAAGGGUCAGGGGGUCCUGAGAACCUGUGCCUUGAGACCUGCUGGCAUCUAUGGCCCAGGGGAACUGAGACAUCUUCCAAGGAUUAUCACCUAUAUAGAACGGGGAUGGUUUCGGUUUCUGUAUGGGGAGGGCAGCAGUCGAGUAGACUUUGUCCAUGUGGACAACCUGGUGCAAGCUCACCUUUUAGCUGCAGAGGCUUUGGGAACGAGUAAGGAGCAUAAGGCUGCGGGCCAGGCUUACUUCAUCUCUGACGGAAGACCGGUCAACAACUUUGAGUUUUUCCGCCCUCUGGUGGAAGGCUUAGGCUAUCCGUUCCCGACGCUCCGGCUCCCUCUGAAGCUGAUUUACUGCUUUGCGUUCCUCACCGAAGUGGUUCAUUUCAUGGUGGGGCGGUUGUAUAACUUCCAGCCUCUCCUCACUCGGACGGAGGUUUACAAAACAGGGGUGACUCAUUAUUUCAGCUUGGAGAAGGCCAGGAGGGAGCUGGGGUAUGAACCCCAGCAGUACCGCUUCGAAGAAGUGGUUGAGUGGUUUAAAGCCCGUGGCCACGGACGGAAGCGUGGAACGUAUGCGGUGAAACACUUUUUGAGGGAUGCGCUGCUGGUCCUUCUGUUCGCUGUGGUGGUCCUGUCGUGGUUUCCCAGAAUAGUAAAAGCAGCUGACCUGAACCCUGGAGGCUAAGAACCCAGGCUUCCAUGGACCAAAGUAAGACUUAUAUCAAGAGUUAAUCUUCCUUUGUGUCUUCUGACAGAGGAUGCCAAUUAGUACUUAAGAUGCACUGAAAAAAAAUAAAAAAACCCAAAGCUGAAACUAA
This is a messenger RNA of Pogona vitticeps (central bearded dragon), 1455 nucleotides long. It is a transcript of the gene SDR42E1, whose product is annotated as short chain dehydrogenase/reductase family 42E, member 1. Gene Ontology annotation, biological process: steroid biosynthetic process. Gene Ontology annotation, molecular function: oxidoreductase activity, acting on the CH-OH group of donors, NAD or NADP as acceptor. The record is from RefSeq and is a predicted model, not a curated record. NCBI's taxonomy places the organism in Eukaryota, Metazoa, Chordata, Lepidosauria, Squamata, Agamidae.